UUAUGCUGGUUGUUGACACCAACAUCAGAAAGCUGCUUGUGUUAUUAGAAAGGUGGAGCAUUCUGGAAAGGAAGAACAUAAAAAUGUCUCAGGAAAAGAAUGUGUUUCUACAAAAGAAAUUUCAUGAUCAGCAGGAACAUUGUCCUUCCAUACAAUCUGUUGGCCUGAGGGAGAAGUGCAACUAUUUAGAAGAGAGUAUCCGGAUACUGCAAGAGAGGAAUGACUGCUUGCAGGUGUGUUGCGAAGUACAGGCAGGAAAUCUGCGUAAGCUUCAGACCAGCUAUGGGCAGCAUCAUCACUUUGAUGCAGGUGUGAUGGAGAAUGGUUUAUCACUUCAGGAGGAAAACACUACUCUGAAGAAAAAGCUUAAGUUAAUGUGGGAACGAAACAACACACUACAGGAAACCAACAAUACAGUGCAGAGCACCUGUGAGGUUCUUGAGGAAAAUAACCGGUUUCUGAAAAAGGAAUUGGAUACACUACAAAAGAGCAAUGACUCUCUGAAAGCAGAAUGCAAGAGUCUUCGAGACAGUAUCAUGCUUCAUCAAGACACCCUGAACGCCUCAAUAGCCAGUAGUGUGUCUUUGCAGGAGAAGUGUGACAUUCUUGAGAAAAGCAUCAGAUCACUGCAAGAGAGGUGUGCUGUUCUGGAGAAAAAUGUCCAAUCAUUGCAGGAGAAGUGUAAGUUGUGUGAGGAGGUAAAAGCUGCUACAGAACAUGAGUCAAGAAGCCUUCAACAACAACUCAGGUGCUCAGAAGAGGAACUGAAGCUGUCUAAGCACCGCAUCAAACAGCUCGAAAAGCAGUUGAUACUUAUAUCUUCAGAGAAGUGUGAAGAAAAUUCUAUGGGCCUCUCGGAGAAGAUUUCAAAACUGGAGCAAGAAAACCUCAGCAAAGAGAUGAGGCUUGCAGAGCUCCAAGGUAAAGUGACAGCUCUUAUGGAAACGCAAAAAAAUAUGAAAGCAUCUGUUGGAAAUAAAGAGGAAUUAAACCAACUUGUUAAGUAUUUACAAAAUCUUUUGGCUGAAAAAGACAGUCACAUCUUGGAACUUGAAGAGAAGUGGAAACUGCUUAUGCAUACUCACACAGAGCUCAGAAAGCAGUCUGAGACCAUGCAGACUACCAUAGAGCAUGUGGAACCAGCAACAAAAGAGAAGGUAAAGAUAAAAGCAGACUUAGAAAUUCUCAGUAAUUCCAGCAGAAAACAGGUGGAAAAUGACAGCAAAGGUGAUGAUUUAAACCAGUUAACAAGCAUUGACCAUCAAGAGGUCAUACUUCCAGAGGAAGAAACAAGAAGACAGAAAGUGAAGCUGAGUGAGCUGACAGGCAAGAAGAUGUAUGCGAGUUCUGAGCAAUCAUUAGAAUCAUCAGACAGCAUGAUGAUGAGCAGCGACUUUGACUCAGAUAUUGUUGCAGGUGUAGAUGCAGAUAUCAUGAAAGAAAUGAAGCGCCUCAGAAGGGAUAUCAAGAGGACAAAGGCAGUGUAUGCCAAUGAGAGUGCACUCCUUCAUGAGGCAUUAGAGCGAGAGUCAAUGUCACAAAGCCGGAUUAGACCAACCAGGCUCCCUGCCCCUGCACCAGAUGCCCUGAACAUCAGCACCAGUGGCUUGCCUGAGGACCCUGAACACCUUAGGGAGCUGGUGGUGAAGCUUCUGGAGGAAAAUAAGUCUCACAAGACUGAGAACCUUUAUCUGCAACUGAGGAUCAAGGAGCAGGAGGCUCUUGUGCUAAAAGUGGAAGAGGGACUAAGCCAUUCUCCUAAGCGCCUGCUGGAGUCACAGUCUCUCUUCGAACGUCAGCUGCUGCUGCUGCAGAAACAGAGAGAUGAGCUUCUUCAGCAGAUACAUGAAAGGGACAGCAACACCAAGCUUCUGUCAGAGCAGAUAGGGAAAGGCAACGUGCAAGAGCUGGCACUGCAGCAUGACAAAGAGACCUUGCAAGAGAAGGUGGAAGAACUAGAGCACUGCCAUCAGCUGCUGCAGCAACGCCAGGCAGAACUUGCCCACUGCCAGGCAGAAAAGCGACACUUGGAACAGCUGCUGCUGCUGAAGGAUGAGACAGAGCGUCAGCUCAUGCGACAGAAGCGCCUGCUAGAAGAAGAGCUGUCCAGCAUCGAAGAGAAGCUGCAAGAAAGAGAGGCCAUCCUGGUUGAAGACAAAGCUCGCCUCUUAUCUGAACUUAAAAAGAAGGAUUUGCACAUACUCCGACUGCAGAGCUGUCAGCUUCCUACACCUCAGUUCCACUCAACACCAGCUGUCUUCAACAAAGUUGUGGAAUACAGAAUCGGACAUGGGUCCGAGCAUAUGACCCUCCCACCCAGCCACUUUCAGCAUCAGUCUAAACUCUUUCACGUGCAGCAUCCUGGUGCAGAAGUGUCACUGCCUCCAGGUCUGCAGCUUUCCCCUCAAGACUGUUUAGAUGGCUCGUAUUUGGAGCAAACAAGUAAGAAUGCUGAGACAUCUGGUGAAGCUUUAUGCAAUCCAGAAUACUUUAAUGAGGGCCUGUUAUCCAGUUCUGUUUGUUUGCCUUCUCCUCGAAGGCACAGCACUGGAGAGUCAGGAUGCCCUGAACAACUUCCCAAAGAUCCCAUGGAGCUGCAUCGUUUCCAUAUAGAUGCUGUGGAAAGGCUAAGAGAAAAGCUACGGCUGGAGGUGGAAGAGAAAGCCUGUCGUGAGGGUCAGUCCUCACCCAUGACUGGCAGCUGCCAGCUUCAUAGUAACCGCUUACACUGACAUGUUUGAUUUGACUGACAUGACUCCAGCAUGUUUAGUUAUUUCUGUUCCUCUUUUGGGUCAUAUUUUGAAGUUGCACUUAAGGGUUUUUUCCCUGCUGGAAAGUGUACAUCACUUGCAGGAUGUGGUGCACAUGUCCAGGCCUUCUGCCUCAGGAGUGUGUAUUUAUUGUGGGAAGGUUUCGUUAUCCAAAAGAGGUUACACCAAAAUCCAAUUUCAUGGCACAGAGUUUGAUUAGAUUACAUGCAUUUGAUGAUUACUUGAAAUUCCAUCUCACUUUUACCUACCCACCCUUCUUCAGGUUGAUCUCAUGUACAUAAUUUGAUGGUAUUAAGCUCUGUAUCUUGAACUUAUAGAUUUCUUCUGAGUCUAGAUGUGUUGUCUGCAUGGCUUUGAUGUUUCAGUGUCUGCAUGUAUUGUGAAAGGCUGUGCUUUUAUUUUUUGAAAAAGUACCAAAAGAAAAAAUAUCUGGAUACUUUGGUGUUUUGGACCUAAAUAUCUUAAGAGCUUUAGUGACCAGUCGACUUUUUGAAUUUGCUAUACUGGUAUCUUUUUCUCAAUGUCAAGUGUUUGUUCAAAAAGUUAAAAACUAAAUUAUAAAAUAUAUUUUGUGAAUCUCAGUUUCCUUAUUUUUUUCAUUUCACAGAUAAAUCAUUUUCCUUGCAGUAGAAAUUUACUAGCAGUUGCACCAAAAAACUGAACAUAUAUAGGGCAGUAAUUAAGACGUGCAUUUUCUACAAUGCCUGUGGACAUGCACUUUUAAUGAAAUGCUGUGUGAUAUCCAUCAUUUAGUCAGAUAUUUCAGCUGUUGCUGGCCUUUGACUUCAAGAAUUUGUUUAAUUAACAUUUGAUCAUGCCUUUCAAAAUAUGCAAUCCAAUGUCACCAUGUUGUGAAUGUACACUGUAUGUAGACUAUGCAAUGAAGUUGUACAUUUUAUUGAUUUUUGGAAUUACUACCCUGGUCAGCAUAGUUUAGCUUCUCUUAAUGGAGAAAUUUGGAACAAAGAUGGAUGCCAAAAUUCACAUAUCUGCUAAAAUUACUGGUUGCUUUUAAUGCUGCCAUUAACUUUGACUUAUAUAUACAUAAGAUCUGUCAGUUUAUAGUAACGUCGAGUUUGAUCUCCAAACAGUUUUCAGUCAAGUUGAUGAAUCAUCUGCAUUCAGAAUCAUCAAGAAUGAGCAUGAAAAGAUACUUUGAAAAGUAUGUACAGAUCUGCAGUGUUUCAAGAUAACUGCUCUUUCGGAAAGUACUUUGAUUUUUGAGUGUCAUUACAAUGACUUACUUCCCUUGCUUCUAUGGAAUUGGUGAUUUUUUUUUUUUUUUGUUGUUUUUUUGUUUUUUUUUUUUUUUUUUUUUUUUUGGGGGGGGGGUAACAUUUUUUGCAUUUAUCGUUGCAUAGCUAAGUGCAGCAACUACUAAAAUCAGGAUGAUUCAGUGUUAAAGUCCUAUGAUCAAUGAAGACCAAGGUCAUAGGUUUGGAAUUCUCGUUGCCUUUUAAAGGAAUUUUCAAAAAAUUUCUUUCAGUUGGUAUCUAUAGCUCCUACAAAUUUCAGGGUUCUGGAAGUUUGUUGAUUGUAUAACGAUGUGUUUAACAUAGCCAUUUUUACAGUUUAGUUUUCAUACAGUCAGUGAAUGGAGAAACUCUUGUGAAUUUACCAGGAAUACAAAGGAGCAGAGUCUUGAGUCAUGAUGCAAGAAGAGUCUGUGAUAUUAGAAUAAGUGACAAUAUGGUUUCUCAGACAAGAUUAUUGUAUCUUGUUCACUUCUUUUCAAUCUGCCCUGUCUGACUCAGGAGACAGAAGGUAUUCUUGCAUCUUACCUUAUCAUUUCAAAAAAUAAAAAGUUAUUUCUAUAGAUUUUGCAGUAUGUUGCUGUACAUGGAUAUAUUUACUCUCACACACACAGGCACAUACAGUCUACUGCUUUAUUCUCUGUGUAUGUUCAGUGCUUUCUCUUGCUAUUUACUCCUAAUACUAAUUUAUACUAAUAUCCGUCCUUGCUUUAAACAGUUCUUUAUUUUGGUAGGCUUGUACUUACUCACCUAUUGGAUUAGUUUUCUUUCUUAGUUUAACCCAGUUUUUUUGUUGCCAGUUAUUCCCUUACUAAUCAAGAUGCAGUUAGUCCUCGGUUUUAACUUCAUUACUAUCUCUAUAUUGUUUUUUCUUUGGCCAGCUUAGUUGUGAUGAGGUGUAACAUUCCAAGUUUCAUCUUCAGUCUUAUUCUUGGCAGUUUGUACUUAUCUUUUUGGUCAGCAGUGCUUCUCAGCGCUUCAUAUGUGAGCUUGUACUCUAAUUGCAGACUGGUCAAAUCGACUACCCAUGCCUUUGUAUUCCAACAUUUGCACUUUUCGGUGAUGUAAGAGAGCCCUAUGAGCCUGAUUGUUACCUGCCCUUGGCCAGCACACAUGCUAAACAUGAUAGAUGUUAUAAGGUUAAUUGACUUGUAAGCUGCAGGUGCCAGAUGAAUUCCAGUACAUGGGAAGUAUCUUGACUGUGUUACAAAUAACUUGGUACAUUUUUUACUCUUUAUUUUGUCCACACAUGUACAUGCAUAGGUAAUAAAAUGGCACAAAUCAUGCUUCAGUGCUUUAGGGUGCUUGAGCAGUCUCACUGUUGCUUGCUUUUUACCAUAAAUUAUCUUCCUCAGCUUUAAUUUGGUCUCUUAUUAUUGAUUUAGAAGAUUCAUAGCAGGUCUCUGGCUUGAAGUUGGAAACCUGAUUUUAUGAAGGAAGGUAUAGGUGACUGAAGGAGAAGAUUAUAAUCUCCAACCAUGGGAUGUGCCCUAGACACCCUGAAAACAUGUUUACUGCCAACCCUAACUCUUUACUUCAUUCUUUUAUCUGUUUAUUGAAAACCAGUGACUGGAUAUUUUCGUGGGAGUUGGUUUGGAGGACCUGAUGGCUGAUGUUUAGUUAUUGUGCAGGAAAAAUAACUUCAUUGGUGUAAAUUUUUACACUUUUCCUCAACAGAUCUGACUUUCUUAUUUUUGACUGCAUUCUCAAGCAGGUUGUAUCUUUUCAAAGUGGAUUAUAAAGUUAUUUCUACCAAUAAGACAUUGGAUUGGGAAGUCGCAAAGGAAUUACUGUCAGGAUCUUUGUUACAAGGGUUUUUACAACUUCCUUGUACAUCAUCAAUACCAAAGGAAACAUAUUUCUUAGCUGGUAAGAUUUUGUCAGGAUUGCACUGUGUGCAUGCAUGUGUGUGUGCGUGCAUGUGCACUCAUUUUACAAGCACCUUUUUGUGUUGUUUUGGUCUCUAUGCUGCUGUAGAAAGAUGCACACCUUGUAGUCGGACGUCAGUUUUGCUUUUAAUGUUGCACUAGCUAUGAUUGGAUGCCAACAUUGUUUCUUUUUUCAUUCAUUCUUACAGAACCUCCACAUCACCCCCAACACACACACAUUCAUUGACACUGGGAGACUUAGAGGCUAAUGAACCACACAGUGAAUGGUGACAGUGAUGAUAGCAAUUGGGAGGAAAAGAGGAAGGGUAGCCGUAGGCAUGCCCCUCCAGCUAUAUGGCCAUACUUGUAGCUAGGUAGCUCUCAUCAUGAAUGUUGUGCAGGCUCAGCUGUUCUCAGCUGCACUUUAUCCAAGCACAUUGCCCAGUGGCCUCACGGUGUCAUGAUAUGGCAUUAGUAGUACACCCCAGCACUUAAAGGAUGUCAGCCAGAGGUGUGAAAUCCCAUUCAAACUUUUCAGGUUUUUGUCUGAAAUCUUUAAAAAAUGAUGUUGCAUGCUGUGUUGCAAGGUCUUCAGCCAUCACCCUCAGCAAUGUUUUGUUUUAACCUUGGUUCACUUCCCAAACUCUGCUCUGGAAGGAAAUAAGUGGGGUUGUUGGUGUCAAGCUGAUUAGAAGUCCUACUCGUAACAGCUUCACAUUAGUGCAGGGUGUUGCAGGCAGAGUUUAUCGCAGGUUUUGGCAGUAAACAGAAAAUUCUGUAGACAACGCUCGUGUAUCAACAUCUAAUAGUUUUGCCUUCAGUGUUGCUGAGCUUAAUCUUUUUUUAAUUUAGUGUGAUGCUACUAAUAUACUCUUCUUUCCCAAGUUUUCUUGAUCUUUGUGUUGGAGAGAUUGUUGCUUAAUCCAAACCUGUAGUGGAAACUUUCUAACACUAUCUUGGGUGAAGGCACUGCUUUUUUUUUCAUCAAAUGAUAUAGUCAUUUUCAUGCACGCACACACAGUCUACAUUAUGCACUUAAUCAUUUGACCAUGCACUUGAUGUGUACAAUAUUCCAUUUCAUUUCUUGAUCACUCCCUUCCAGUUUUCCAGUUAGGUGCCGUGCUAUGCUAAAGGCAACGUUCUUAUUUGUAUCACUUUCCCCAGCACUUCCCCCACCCCCACACCAUUCAUCAAUCUCCUCCAUUCAUCACUUGGCACUUUUAUGCUGUGGAAAGCAAUUGGACAAAGUGGCGACAGACUAAUGAACAAAGUAUGGGCAGGAUUAUAUUCUAGUCCUAUUAGUUUCUGAAACAGUCUCAGUUUCGUCUCCUCUACCCUUUCUUUGUCUUUUCUUUCUCUUUUUUUUUUUUUUUUUUUGGCAUCAAAAUAUUAGACGUGAACAAAUCAAUUAUUUAUGGAGUUUAACGGAUGAGUUUUUUUUAUUUCCUUAAUAUUCCCCAACCAACCCUUCUGCUGUUUCUAAAACUUGAAGCUCUUGCUUCUAGUCUUUAGGAAACUUUGGUUCUUUAUAUUCCUUGUCUAGGAACAGUAAAUUUAUCCUGGUCUUGGACAUCAGUCAGCAAAAUCAAAGCUUGUGAUAGAAUCUCAGGAAUACCUGGCAUGACGAAUUCAUAACAAAAAUAAAAUACAUGACAGAGUUUGCAAAAAUAGUUGGAAUCAUGCAGGGUUUAUUUUUGAGUGUAUUUUUGACGUGCUGUCACUUAUUUGGUUGGUGAGUUGUGCAGUUAUUAGUGAUAUCUGUACUUGAUACCAGUGAAUGUAAAAUGCAUAUUACCUGUUUAAUAACAGGCAUGUUUUCCAAAGUUUGGUAUUUCUAAGCAAAAGAAGUCACAGGGAAAAUAGAGGGUUUUUAUAGCCCCAUGACACUUAUUAUUCGUGUUAAACUAUGGAUCUAUUAAAUUAUUUCAUACACAUA
This is a messenger RNA of Pomacea canaliculata, 7828 nucleotides long. RefSeq names its product girdin-like. The record is from RefSeq and is a predicted model, not a curated record. The coding region runs from base 3 to 2732 and encodes 909 amino acids. NCBI's taxonomy places the organism in Eukaryota, Metazoa, Mollusca, Gastropoda, Architaenioglossa, Ampullariidae. The transcript has a single exon.